Messenger RNA from Penicillium samsonianum, 597 nucleotides. Its product is annotated as DUF4452 domain-containing protein. NCBI's taxonomy places the organism in Eukaryota, Fungi, Ascomycota, Eurotiomycetes, Eurotiales, Aspergillaceae. Bases 1 to 597 code for a protein of 198 amino acids. The transcript has 2 exons. The record is from RefSeq and is a predicted model, not a curated record.
AUGUCUGCCUACUUCUAUAACCAACACCAGCAACACCAGCAACACCCUCACCAUGGUGCUCACAUGCAGUCUGCUUCAAAUACCCACCACGGGCGCUCUCGUCGUGCCCCAAAGAUGGCCUCGCAGAAUGCUCAGCGUCAGUUCCGAGGAGUCAAGAGUAUGCGGGAAUUGGCGGAAGCUCCGGCUGUGACAGCCUUCCGUGCAAGAUUCGAGGCUGGCCGGUCCUUUGAUCUGGAUGACGACCUCGAGUUCUGUCCGGGUCUCCUGACUGAGGAUGAUCUGCACUCCAUCCACUCUGCUUCCGACCGCUCUUCUCUCUCAAGCGGCUCACCGGACACCUCGCCUCUGCAGCACCAAAUCCAACCGGUGCAGCAGGUGACCCCGUCCAUCUCUUUAUCCCCCGCUCAAACCAACUCAUACGUUCACUCUGGUGUUGCCGGCAACCCUAAUCAUGUCAACUACCAGCAACAGCAGCAGCCUGCGAACCGGACCCGCAAGGUCAUUCCGAUUAUCAACCCUUCGACCGGAAUGACCCUGUCAAGCCCGCCUUCAUCGAUCUCGCCCGCGAUGAUGCAGACUGCUCAGCGUCGAUGGUAA